Molecule: messenger RNA, 1937 nt
Organism: Lathyrus oleraceus (garden pea)
Lineage: Eukaryota; Viridiplantae; Streptophyta; Magnoliopsida; Fabales; Fabaceae
Exons: 9
Coding region: 229-1845 (538 amino acids)
Source: RefSeq, a predicted model, not a curated record
GUGAUCUGCCACCGGUGUGAUUUUAAUUACCUGCUUCCUACUCAUUCACUUCUUUCCGGCAACGCAACGCACACAUUCAAUGCAUGCAAACGAUAAUCAAUAACUGAGGCAGAACCCUUUAGCCACGGAUUGAUGACGUGGUAAAACGCCCCCACUCUUUUCUUUCUUCCUAACGAAGCAAUCUCAUUCUCCCCAAACCCUCGCUAUUCUCUCUCACCGUUUCUCGCCAUGCCUAAAUCCAGUAUCGACCCCAAAUCCGCCGAUAAUCGGUUGAAUUUCAAGGUCAAGGUCGCUGCAAUGGGGAGAAAGCGGUCCAAGAAAACUACAAUGGAUCCACUUAAGCCGAGGAGGCCUCCGAGUGCUUUCUUUGUUUUCAUGUCUGAAUUCAGAGUGAAGUUCUCAAAUUCAAACAGAGUCAAUGGCGUAUCUAUGGUUAGUAAAGCUGGUUCUGAGGAAUGGAAAGCGAUGUCGUAUGCGGAGAAGGCUCCUUACUUUGCCAAGGUGGGAAAGAUGAGAGAGGAGUAUGAGAAGAUUAAACGUGCCUAUAAUGCGAACGCAGAAAAGAAGGAAGAGGACUAUGAGGAGAUUAUACGAGCCUACAAUGUUAGAUUGCCUGGUGACUAUGGUACUGUUUUUAGUCCUGCAUCAACGACCAAUAAGAUAAAACUAAUGGCCGACACUUCCACCCAAGGUCGGUCCUUAAAGAUGUUGGAAAUGUCUUCCUUCCCCUCAACUUCCUCCGCUGACGAGUCUUCGUCGUCGGCCGAAAUCCAAGGGGUUCAGUCAAAGCCUUCCGGUUCACAUGCGACUCCGACUCAAUCUUUUGACUCAUGCCAGCCCAUUGCCAUGAUUUUACCUGAAAACUAUGCCAGCGAUGAUGACAACUAUGCCAGUGAUGAUGAAGACGUUCAAACAGUUAUUGGUGAGAAAGUUCCGUCAGGUUUUGACACUGUGAGGGCAGACCCACAACCAAACAAUUUUCAAUCUGAAGAUGUAGUCAUGAAGGAAGAUACAGUCUUUUCCAAAGAAACAGCCACCUUGAAACAUGUUUUCCACGAAGUCGACCCUCAUCAAGAUCCAACGGAUGACCUACUUCACCAGGCUGAGAAAGACUGUAACAGCGACACUGAUGACGCUGACCCUGCAAAUGACUUGCUUUCUUUGCUGACCAACCCAAGUCGAGUAGUUUCUAUGGCAUCUGGUAUGUUCUCCCCUGUUGCUGAGCAUGAUUCUAGUGACUCCAAGGCCAUGGAACUUUUCAAAGAACUGAAGGGAUUGAUGUCAAAGCCUUUGGAUGUCGCUUCUGUUGACAUCUCUGCAUGCAACCAAAUGAGGAGGCUAGUUGAAGAACUCAGCCCUCUCAAGCAACUACUACCUCUCUCAAGCCAAAUUACUCUUGAGCAGAUCAACAACUUUCUUUCCCUUCACGCCUCCAAGAAUGCUCUCUUAAGAUUUAUCCUUCCUGUUUACGAGCAAGCGGUGAAGACCAAAGAAGACUUGGUGAAGAAGCUCCUUUCUCUCAGAGAAGAAAAAGACAAGAUUGCAGCUGAUAGAAAGCAGCAAGAGGCAGUUAAGGUCAAGGCUGAAGAGAAAGUUGAGAUACUCAAGAAGCAAUUAGCCUUGGCUGAGGUGGAACUAGCUGAAGCUUACACUGGUAUCAGUGACUCCAUGGAGUUGGAGAAGAAGCGUGUCCACAACAUUAAUGCCCUUCGCACUGAGGUGAAUCAGACGGCAACAACUCUAAAGAAUCUUCGGUCCGACUAUGAGACAGCAAUGUCGACUAAGAAAGACCUUGAGGACUUGUUGUCAGAGAUUAACCAAUCUAGUUCCCCCUGGUGUACUUGAAAGGUGUAUUUAUUUUCCAUUUUGUAUAGUCCACGAUUGGAUAGGUUUUAUACAAUGUUCAUUUGAGUUUUCCUUGAUUGGUGCUUUAAUUA